GGAAGUGUAGCUUUACGACGAUUUGGAGGAAAGCUGCAGGCCGGCGUUUGCUGCUUGCGAUUUUCGGCUGCCCACGUGGGAGACUGUCGGUGGACCGGCGUAGAAUUCGUCCCUUUUGGCGUCUAUAAGCCACUGAAGGACACAGUGCGAGCGGAGGCCACUGGUCGUGAGCUGAUGGAUAUUGCUGUUGCAAAUGAAGGGACAUUGAGUGGAGGUCUGCCUGGUAGAGCUGAGGGGGCGCGGCUAAGUCUCGAGUCUGGUAGGGAGGGAGUCGGGGGCACAGCAGGGCCGGAUGCUGGCAGUGUAGAAGCGAGGAAUGGACUGGCAGGAAUGGAGAAGACAGAGGGUAGAGAAGGAAGUGGACAAAAAACAGAGGAGAUGCGUGUGGACCUAACGGUUGUGAAACAAGAAGUUAUGGACUGGUCGGAAAUGGAAGACGGGGUGCUGGAUGGCCCGUGGGUAAAGCAGGAGCUGGAGGAUGGGCCUGAGGUGAAAGAGGAGAAACCAGGCACUUUGGAGGUGAAGCAGGAGAUGGGUAGUAGUUUUGUGGUAAAAGAAGAGAAAGUGGAUGAAGCAGAGGUAAAAGAAGAGAAAGUGAAGGUGAAGGAGGAGGUUAUGGACUGGCUAGAUGUGAAGGAAGAGAAGAAAGAUAACUUGGAGAUAAAAGAAGAGGUGUUUGUUGCUCAGAACAUUAAAAAGGAGGAAGUGAUGGAUGAAGUUUGUAUAGAAGAAGAGAAGUAUUUCCCAAAGGAAGAAGGGAUGGAUGAUACAAAGGUGAAAGAAGAGCCUCAGAUAAAUCCCCCAGUGGGUUUAAAACGGAAACUGGCCAUGUCAAGGUGUGAAACUUGUGGUACAGAAGAAGCGAAGUACAAGUGUCCACGUUGUAUGCGAUAUUCCUGCAGUUUGCCCUGUGUAAAGAAACACAAAGCGGAACUGACCUGUAAUGGAGUUCGAGAUAAGACUGCAUAUAUUUCCAUACAACAGUUUACUGAAAUGAAUCUCCUAAGUGAUUAUCGGUUUUUGGAAGAUGUGGCAAGAACAGCAGACCACAUUUCUAGAGAUGCUUUCUUGAAAAGACCAAUAAGCAAUAAACAUAUGUACUUUAUGAAAAAUCGUGCCAGAAGACAAGGUAUUAACUUAAAGCUUCUACCCAAUGGAUUCACCAAGAGAAAAGAAAAUUCAACAUUUUUUGAUAAGAAAAAACAGCAGUUUUGUUGGCAUGUGAAGCUCCAGUUUCCUCAGAGUCAAGCUGUGUACAUAGAAAAAAGAGUACCAGAUGAUAAAACUAUUAACGAAAUCCUAAGACCUUAUAUUGAUCCUGAAAAAUCUGAUCCUGUAAUUCGUCAAAGGUUGAAAGCCUACAUUCGCUCUCAAACUGGGGUCCAAAUUUUAAUGAAGGUUGAAUAUACACAGCAAAAUUUAGUAAGGUAUUAUGAACUGGAUCCUUACAAAAGUCUCCGUGACAAUUUGAGGAACAAAGUGAUUAUUGAAUAUCCAACAUUACAUGUGGUAUUAAAAGAAUCCAGUCAUGACAUGGAAGUUCUUCACCAAGUGAAAAGUGAAUCUCCCAAGAACAUUGGCAAUCAAAAUUGAGCACUUCUUCUGGAGGAAGAAGGCGAAAAUUCCCAGACCGUUGCAGAGGACUGACUAUGCAUUGACUAGCUCGGAUGGCUGGGAUACUGUCAGUGGGUGGUUGAGAUUUUUUUUUUCUCUGAGAGUAAUUAAACAAUCUAAAAAUUUUUUCA
This is a messenger RNA of Lutra lutra (Eurasian river otter), 1745 nucleotides long. RefSeq names its product zinc finger HIT-type containing 6 (gene ZNHIT6). The record is from RefSeq and is a predicted model, not a curated record. The transcript is spliced from 10 exons. Lineage: Eukaryota; Metazoa; Chordata; Mammalia; Carnivora; Mustelidae. Gene Ontology annotation, cellular component: nucleus; pre-snoRNP complex. Bases 175 to 1593 code for a protein of 472 amino acids. Gene Ontology annotation, biological process: maturation of LSU-rRNA from tricistronic rRNA transcript (SSU-rRNA, 5.8S rRNA, LSU-rRNA); box C/D snoRNP assembly; snoRNA localization.